AGGAAGUAAUGUAUGGGUGGCUUGAGAUGCGAGCCCAAGAGUCAGUGGGUACGGAGAAAGACAGAGGAAAGAACGGACGACACGGGCGGAAGCAGACAAACGGCGGUUGAAAAGUUGUCAGCGAUGGAAGGAGAACCGUUGGAGAAGAGAGUAAAAAGGCGAGUGGACGACCCUAGGAUGAUAAGAGGAAGAAUUGGAGCGGAGAGCAUCAUUUUUCUAUUGGACACGGGGGCAUCGGUGAACACGGUGACGGAAGGAGCGUGGUGGAACAUUAGGGAGGGCUCGACGGCUUGUGUACGAAAUUGGACGCCGAAUCCGGAGGAGCAACUAAAAGGUUAUGGGAAUGCGAACAGGCUAGAAACGGAGUGCGCGUUUGAGGCGGUGAUAACAGCAGCUGAGGGAGGCAACGGCGUGUUGGCAAAGUUUUUCGUAGUAAAGGGGGCCAACACAUCGUUGUUAGGAUACGAAACGGCGCAGCAGCUUGGGUUGAUUAAGAUAGGUACGGACGCGUGCAAGGGAAUAUAUAAUAUUUGUGAAGAGGCAAGCGGCGAAAAGGAGAAAGAAUUCCCCAAAAUGUCACUACCGCCGGUGAAGAUAAGAUUCGAUGAGAUGGCUGCGCCCAAGCAAAUAAUCAGAUACAACAUUCCGAAAGCAUUUGAAAAAGCGGUGGGAGAAAGACUGGAGGAGAUGGAAAGGAGAAAGAUUAUAGAGAGAGUGGACAGCAGGAGACACAAACUAUCGUUUGUGUCGCCAUUAGUGCUGGUGCCAAAAGGAAUAAAUGACUUUAGGAUUGUGGUAGAUUUUAGGGAGGUGAAUAAGGCGAUAGUGAGGGAGCCGUACCCGAUGCCGUCGCUGGAGAGGAUUUGGGCGAAUAUACCGAACGGGUCGGGAGCAUUAUGGUUUUCGAAGAUUGACUUGAAAGACGCAUAUUUUCAUGUGGAGCUUUGCGAAAAAGUACGGCAUCUAACAACAUUUAUGACGGCUAAUGGAUUAAUGAGGUAUAGAAGGUUACCGUUUGGACUGUCGUGUGCGCCGGAAGUGUUUCAACACGCCAUGGAAAGGAUUUUUGCUAAUUGCAGAAAUACGCUGGUAUAUUUAGACGAUUUAUUAAUACACGCUAGUUCUAAGGAAGAUUUAGAGAGGAAAGUAAAGAUAGUGAAAGAGGUAGCGUGUAGGGCAGGGUUGACGAUAAAUGAAAUGAAAUCCAGUUAUAAUGUUAAUAGGAUAGAUUUCCUUGGGUUAACUCUGGAUGGAGAAGGUAUUUUACCAACGAGAGAAAAAUUGAUAGAAAUCCAGGAAUUUGAAAGGCCAAAGGAUGUAACAGAGCUGAGAAGUUUUUUGGGAAUGUUAACUUUUAUUAGCCCAUUCAUUAAAAAUUUUUCGCACAGAACUAAAUCGUUAAGGGAAAGCAUUAUACCAGGGAACAAAUUUAAGUGGGGAGAGCAACAGCAGAGAGAUUUCGAGGAAAUGAAGAGGCUGGCUAAGGAAGAGAUAGUCAAGAGGGGUUAUUUCAAGGAGGAAGACGACACGAUUUUGUACACAGAUGCAUCGCCUUGGGGGCUAGGGGCUGUGCUCGUACAGGAGGAUAAAAGUGCGGGUAGACGACGGGUGAUAGCCUGUGCGUCUAAAAGCUUAACCAAGACAGAGAGCCGAUACCCACAGUUGCAUAGGGAAGCGUUAGCCAUAGUGUGGGCGAUGGAGAGAUUUGCAUUUUACUUGAUAGGCAGGAAAUUCUUACUUAAAUCGGAUAGUGAGGCGCUUAUGUUUAUGUUGAAAAGAGGGAAAGUUAAAGAUGUAGGAAAGCGUAUCAUGUCUAGGGCAGAAGGUUGGUUUUUGAGAAUUCAACAUUAUGAUUUUACGUGUGAGCAUAUUGCGGGGUCGCAGAAUAUUGCGGAUGCACCGUCUAGAUUAGUUGGGCAACGCGAGGUUCCACAUUUUGGAAGCGAACGAGAGCCCCACGAAUUGUUUAGUGUAGAGGCGGAUGUGGAACUGAUUGGUAGGCAGAGGUUAGCUUUAACAGCAAAGCAGAUUAAGGAGGAGUCGGAUAAAGAUGAAACACUACAGUUGGUAAUGAAGUGGACGGGUAGAGAAGGCAAAUGGCCGGAAGAAAUUGGAAGAUUCUGGCCCUUUGCGAAGGAACUAUACGUGCGGGACGGGAUGCUUUUAAAACAAGAGAAGCUGGUGCUGCCAGCAACAUUGAGUAAAAGGGCGUUGAGUAUAGCACACAGGAGCCACCCUGGUAUAACAACAAUGAAGAAUGUGUUACGUUCAGGGUUGUGGUGGCCGGGUAUGGAUAGGGAAAUAGAGUUGUUCGUUAGGAGUUGCCAGGAAUGCCAGUUAAUCACCGCUGGCGGAAUACCAGCGCAUAUAGAGACAACCGAGUUACCAGAAAACCCGUGGGAUUUCGUAGCAAUGGACAUCUCGACAGUGUCGGAAAAGUGGAAGGCGUUGGUGUUAACGGACUACUACUCAAGGUUUUUGGUGGUGUCACCUAUUGGUGGCGCAGAUUCGGAAGCAGUAAAACAAGUACUGGAUAGAGUGUUCAGAACAUGAUUGAUUUUCAGAUUACCUAGCGCCAGAACGGAAAGAAUCCAAAGGGAAGACGGGGAGUUGAGAGACAGAGACAGGGUAGCAAAGGUGGCACGUAACGAAAGAGAGGAUAAAAGAAGGGGGGCUAAACCGAUGGAUUUAGGAAUAGGUGAUAAGGUGCUGGUGAUGCAGAGGAGGAGAGAGAAACUGGACCCUCUAUACGAGAAAGCGGUACAUGAGGUGAUAGCAGUGGAGGGAGCCGGUAGAGUAACAAUGCGUGACUUGCAGUCAGGGAGAGUGAGGGUGAGAAAUAUAAAAUGUUUAAAAAGGUUUGUGGAGAGGGAAGGAGUGAAGAGUAGAGGAGUAGAAACAGAGGAGGGUUUGGAAAGCAGAGGAGGAAUAGUAUCAAAGGUUAGGGUAGGAACAAGACAGAUUCAAAAACCUAAUAGAUUAAUAGAGACAUGAAUUGUUGAGAUAGUGAAUAAGUCGUACUCUGUGUGUGCAAGGGGAGGAUGUGGCAUAUACGAAUGAGCUGGCAUGAAUGUAUGUGUGAAUUGGCGAGCGGGGAGUCAGUCAGUGUACAGAAAUAGAGGAGUACGGUUGUGCACAAGAGCUGCGGGACUACGUGUAUAAUAUAUUACCGUACGAGGAUAUCACAGUUAGGAUGUCAUCAAGUUAAAGACUAAUAGUUGUAGGCGCAUGUUUCUGAUUGCACAAUAAAUGGGAUGUAUUUAC
This is a messenger RNA of Anopheles bellator, 3264 nucleotides long. RefSeq lists its product as uncharacterized. NCBI's taxonomy places the organism in Eukaryota, Metazoa, Arthropoda, Insecta, Diptera, Culicidae. The coding region runs from base 13 to 2553 and encodes 846 amino acids. Gene Ontology annotation, molecular function: aspartic-type endopeptidase activity. Gene Ontology annotation, biological process: proteolysis. The transcript has 2 exons. The record is from RefSeq and is a predicted model, not a curated record.